Caenorhabditis bovis is the source of this 246-nucleotide messenger RNA. NCBI's taxonomy places the organism in Eukaryota, Metazoa, Nematoda, Chromadorea, Rhabditida, Rhabditidae. The record is from the annotation of a GenBank genome assembly.
AUGGCCACUUGGGAGCAUGAACUUCGCGAGAUGUUCUCGCAACAUGACAAGGACAUGUCGGGAUUCAUCAGUAAAGACGACAUCAUCUGCAUGCUCCUUGGAGCUGAAAAAGACGACAAGAAGGACCCAGUGUUCCGCACCAACCUCAAGUUCCUCAUCCAGGUGAUUAAGGAGGCGGACAAAGACGGAGACUCUAAGAUCACAUUUGAUGAGUUCAAAGAGUACAUCAACAAGGUUACUUCAUAA